This is a messenger RNA of Knipowitschia caucasica, 1188 nucleotides long. NCBI's taxonomy places the organism in Eukaryota, Metazoa, Chordata, Actinopteri, Gobiiformes, Gobiidae. The record is from the annotation of a GenBank genome assembly.
AUGGAGCUGCACACAAACUUUGUAGAUUGUAGUUUAUUUCAACAAGGACAAUAUGCAUUAAUCCUCAUCUUCAUCAUCUUCAUCAUCAUCUUCAUCCUCAUCAUCAUCAUCUUCAUCAUCCUCAUCAUCAUCCUCAUCAUCAUCUUCAUCAUCAUCAUCUUCAUCAUCAUCUUCAUCAUCAUCCUCAUCGUCAUCAUCUUCAUCAUCAUCCUCAUCCUCAUCUUCAUCAUCAUCAUCCUCAUCUUCAUCAUCCUCCUCAUCUUCAUCAUCAUCAUCAUCCUCAUCUUCAUCAUCCUCAUCUUCAUCAUCAUCAUCCUCAUCUUCAUCAUCCUCCUCAUCUUCAUCAUCAUCCUCAUCCUCAUCUUCAUCAUCAUCAUCCUCAUCAUCAUCUUCAUCAUCCUCAUCUUCAUCAUCAUCUUCAUCAUCAUCAUCCUCAUCUUCAUCAUCCUCAUCAUCAUCAUCAUCCUCAUCUUCAUCAUCCUCAUCAUCAUCAUCCUCAUCAUCUUCAUCCUCAUCUUCAUCAUCCUCAUCUUCAUCAUCAUCAUCAUCCUCAUCAUCUUCAUCCUCAUCUUCAUCAUCCUCAUCUUCAUCAUCAUCCUCAUCUUCAUCAUCAUCAUCAUCAUCUUCAUCAUCCUCAUCAUCAUCCUCAUCCUCUUCAUCAUCAUCAUCAUCAUCAUCAUGGUGAAGUUGGAGGAGGUGGUCCUGGGCCCGGCUGUGGCGCUGCAGUCGUGUGAGGAGAUGCUGCAGCGCUGGCAGAGCUGCUACGACAUCAGCAAACACAAUGAGACGGAUGAGAGCAGCAGUAUCCCCGUCCCGGAGCGCCCGGAGCGCCCGGAGCAUAGUCCUGUCCCGGGACUGAGGCGGCGCUCCUUCCAGCUCCUCACGCUGCCAGAUUUCCAAGACGGAUCCUCAGAUUCUCAGAGCCCGCCGUCGGUGGCCGUGUCCCGUCUGGACGCCGCUCUCUCUGAAACCUCGGACGUGAGCUCCACACGACGCCAAGGCCCCACGGUCAUCUGGACCACUCUGGAGCGGAUCUGGCUCCAGGCGGUUCUGCACAAGUGUCACUCGAGUGUAGCGUUGGAAGCUUGUGCUGCUUUGUCUCCCCUGCCUCCCCCUCCUCCCCCCUCCCUCCCCUGCCUCCCCCUCCUCCCCCCUCCCUCCCUCCCCUCCCCGUGGGUCGGUGUCUGA